CUAAAGGGGAGGUCGAAUCGCGGUCUGGCUGGCUGUACGCGCUUUGCUGCAGUCAAACGGCACAACGUGAAAUCAGUUUCUCGCCGCUCGUGUACGGAACAACAACGUAGCUAAAGCAAAAGCAAAAGCAUAAGUGAAAAGCGCCAAGCAAAACGCUGAGUAGAAGACUGAGUAGAACGGGUCAUAAAGACAGGCAGACAGUAUAGUCAGUCAGUCAGUUGGGCAAACGCAAGCCACCCCAAAACACCACGAGUGAAUUUUUAACAAAAUAAAAAGUGCUGAGAAAAGUGAAAAACUUGUUCAAAUAAAAUAAAAAAUAAAUAAAAUUUCAUUUCUACACAAUUUAACAACAACGACAACAGUUUAAACAAAAUGAGCAAAUUUGCGUGGGUGACGUUAACAACGAAUGACACGUACUCGCUGGGCGCUUUAGUGUUGGCGCACUCGUUACGCCGCACCGGCACCGCCUAUCAGCUGGCCGUCUUAGUGACGCCUGCCGUGUCGGCGGCCAUGCGCCAGCGCUUGCAAGAUGUCUACAAUGUUGUGCAGGAGGUGAAUGUUUUGGACUCACAGGAUGCCGCCAAUUUGGCACUGCUCGCACGCCCCGAACUCGGUGUCACAUUCACAAAACUGCACUGCUGGCGUCUGGUGCAAUUCGAGAAGUGCGUCUUCCUUGAUGCUGAUACACUGGUGCUGCAAAACUGCGAUGAGCUGUUCGAGCGCGAGGAACUAUCGCGCCCCGAUGUUAGCUGGCCCGACUGCUUCAACUCCGGUGUGUUCGUAUAUCGUCCCAGUUUGGAGACAUUCGCCAAAAUCACACAGUUCGCCAUAGAGAAUGGCAGUUUCGAUGGCGGUGAUCAGGGUUUAUUGAAUUUAUUCUUCGGCGAUUGGGCGCAAAGCGAUAUCAAGAAGCACUUGCCAUUCAUCUACAAUGUGGCCGCAUUCGCUUCGUACUGCUACUUGCCCGCAUUCAAACAGUUCAGAGAUAAGAUUAAGAUUUUGCAUUUUGCGGGCAAAUUGAAGCCAUGGCUCAUACAAUUCAAUUCCGAGAACCGCACAGCACUGACGCCCACAGAGUAUGCGCACGCCGCCGAUUUGAUACAGCUCUGGUGGAACAUCUUCUGCGACAAUGUGCAUCAGCAGUUGUCCGAUGAUAUGUGUGGCGCCGUCGUUCAUUAUUACUAUCACUAUCGCCCUGAAACACCAGCACAACAACAACACGAUCAUUACUAUCAACAUUAUGAACAUGAGCAACAUCAUCAACAGCAGCAGCAACACGAACAUUCACCGUCGCCGAAUUAUUAUGAGUUCGAAGAUAUCAAAGAAUUUCGUGAUCCUUGGGAAGAUUACUAUGAGAAUUUAGCCAGAGAGCGUAGUAAUAGCAUAAAAGCGAGUGAGCAGCAGCACGAACAACAUUAUGAACACGAACAACAUCACGAGCACGAACAACAUCACGAACACGAACAACACCACCAGCACGAAUGGCAACAGCCAGCAGCAGAGCCAGCACACGAGUGGCACAGCAGAGAGGAAGAGCAAUCAAGACAAGCGCAUUAUGAGGCUAAUUAUGAGAGAGAAGAAGCUGCGGUUGUCGAAACACCACAACCACAGCCACAACAACAAGAGUACCAUGAACAAAAAGACAAGCCAAUAGAACAAUAUCAGGAACAAGCAGCCUAUGAAUCCCAUGAAACGCAUGUUACCCCUGUUAGCCAAGAAUCCCAUGAGCAAAGUACAAAAACCUCAACAAGCGAAAAUGUUGAAGCUACUGCCACUGAGCAACGAAUUUAUGAAGCUGAUAUUCAUAAAGAGAACACUGCCCAAAAACAACAAGACUCCUCAUCUGUAACGCAAAAAUCACAAAGUACAGAUGGGACAAAGAAAAAAACCGUUAGCACUAGGUCUAGAACAGAUAAACAAGCAUUCCGUAGUAAAGAUGUGAAUGAAAGAGAAAGAGAAAACAAAAACAAAACUAAAGAAAAGAAUGAGGCUGGUUUGGCUGGCGCUUUGUCUCAGCUGCGUCUCGGCGAGCAACGCACACCCGAACAGGAGGUCUACGAACAGCUGAUGCGUCGUCAAUGCUGGGAGGCCGGACAAAUCGAUUACACGGGCCGAGAUGCCUUCGACAAUAUUUGGAAGAAAAUAACACAAACCUUGGAAUCGAAACCCGUCGCCACGCCGCCACAGGAGGAGGAUAAGUCUGCAGAACACCAUUACAUAGAAAAUCCAAUGCCUCCUAACAACUUUAUCCCUUUACACAUAGGUGGCAUUGCGCCAGCGGAGGAUGCUGAAUCGGAACGCUUAAAUCGCAUUAAUCGCAUGUUGCAAAAGAGCGCUGAGAAACUGGAAGAGCUGAAAGUGGAGGACGUGUCUACACGUCCACUGCUGGCGGCGCCGACUAACACCGCUUCGACGCGCAGCAGAUCGCCAGCACGACAACAAAACACUAACAAUAACAAUAACAACACUAAUCUUAGUAUAAGCAAUAAAAAUAACAACAACAACAACGAUACUAAUACACAACGAGGCCUGAAGCGAACGGCCUCACCGAGACCGAUACAACAACAGCAACAACAACAAAGACAAGUACAGACACAACAACAGUUGCUGCAAUUGCAAGAACAACAGCAACAACAACAAGCCAUACAACGACAACUUCAACAACAGCAAGAGUUGCAAAGACAAUUGCUACAACAACAGCAACAAGAGUUAAAAAGACAAUUACAACAACAAGAGCGGCAACAGGCGAUACAAAAACAAUUACAACAACAAGAACAGCAACAGCAACAGGCGAUACAGAGACAAGUACAACAGCAGCAACAACAACAAACAAUACAAAAACAAUUACAACAACAACAGGUAACAGUACAAAGACAACCACAACAACAGGUAACAGUACAAAGGCAAGCACAACAACAACAGCAGGUGACAGUACAAAGACAAUUACAACAACAACAGGUAACAGUACAAAGACAAUUACAGAACCAAAAGGUGACAGUACAGAGGGAAGCGCCACAACCGGUGCCACUAAGUAGCAAAAUACCACCGCCAUUGCUAUCACCACCCAUACAACAACAACCAUUACUGCAGACACAACAACAACAACCGCUACAACAACAACCACGCAAACAGACGCCUUUGCAACCACAACAACAACAACAACCGACAACGCAACAACCACAACGCCCACCAAGACAGAACCAACAUCAUCAACUUCAACAACAACUACCGCAGACAUCACAACAAGCGCAGGCACAAAGCGCUGCCGCCAAGCAGCUUGCCAACAAAUCGAAUCGCAAAUCCAAAUAACAGUUACUAAAAUUGGUGGCACGUUACGGUUGUUUGUUGCCCACGUGCAUCCUUGAGGAGCUUGCGGGCGUACGACUACCGAACCCAGUACAUGUAUGAGCACAAAACAAGACAGUUG
Bactrocera oleae (olive fruit fly) is the source of this 3427-nucleotide messenger RNA. It is a transcript of the gene Gyg, whose product is annotated as glycogenin 1. Gene Ontology annotation, cellular component: cytoplasm. Lineage: Eukaryota; Metazoa; Arthropoda; Insecta; Diptera; Tephritidae. The record is from RefSeq and is a predicted model, not a curated record. Gene Ontology annotation, molecular function: glycosyltransferase activity.